AUGAAUUCUGCCAUGAGUUCUCCUAUGACAUUAGCAACUGUGCCACCCAUCAAGAUGGGGCUACAAUUUGGAGGAAAGUGGUGCAAUGCCAUGAAGAAAACUAAACGAAGGUUUUCAUUGUUGGUGAGUGGAAGUUCUGAUUGUAGUGGUGUGGGUGUGAUGAAUGGAAUGAAAGCUGUUGCAUUGAUUAAUGGUACUGCAGAGAAGUUGGGAAUUAAAAGCAUAGAAGAUACAGCGCUUGUUACCUUCCUUCGUGGAAGGUUUGUGGAGGAGAGGUUUGUAUAUAGGCAAAAUUUCACAGUGAGGUCUUACGAAAUUGGACCAGAUAAAACCAUUUCCAUGGAGACCCUCGUCAACUUUCUCCAGGAAACUGCCCUGAAUCAUGUCAUUAGCUGUGGCUUAAGUCGGAACGGUUUUGGAUCUACUCACGAAAUGGAUCUUCGCAAACUCAUUUGGGUCGUUACUCGUAUUCAGGUUCAAGUACAGAGAUAUAGCAAAUGGGGAGAUGAAAUUGAGGUUGAAACUUGGUUUGAUGCUGGCGGAAAGAAUGGGACAAUAAGAGAUUGGACAGUCAGGGAUCAUUAUACCAAAGAAAUCAUAGCUAAAGCAACCAGCAAAUGGGUGUUCAUUAAUAGAGAAACAAGAAGAUUAUCCAAGAUGCCUGAGGAAGUUAGACAAGAACUUGCUCCUUUCAACUUUAAGAGGUUUGCCAUUGCCAGGGAAGAAAUAGAUCAUCAGAGGAUACAUAAGCUCACGGACGCCACUGCUGAGGGUUUUCGAUUUGAAGUGACUCCAGGGUGGAACGACAUGGAUGUUAACCAGCAUGUUAACCACUCAAAAUACAGCCGAUGGAUCUUAGAGAGCGUGCCAAGAGAAAUAUUAGAAGAAUACAAAUUGACAAGCAUGACUUUAGACUUUCUACGUGAAUGUAGGAAAUCAGAUAUACUGGAAUCGAUGACAAGUCCAUCAUCCAAAGUGAUUGGUGCCUCAAAUAAUAACAUUGUUAGCAGAAAAUCGGACCUGCAAUAUAUACACUUGCUUCGUCUUCAGGAAAAUAAAACGGAGUUGGUUCGUGCCAGAACCGAGUGGCAUCUUAAGCAAAACCACAACUGA
Molecule: messenger RNA, 1113 nt
Organism: Sphenostylis stenocarpa
Lineage: Eukaryota; Viridiplantae; Streptophyta; Magnoliopsida; Fabales; Fabaceae
Source: the annotation of a GenBank genome assembly